Messenger RNA from Hypoxylon trugodes, 7251 nucleotides. Its product is annotated as glutamate synthase. Bases 389 to 6721 code for a protein of 2110 amino acids. The transcript has 8 exons. NCBI's taxonomy places the organism in Eukaryota, Fungi, Ascomycota, Sordariomycetes, Xylariales, Hypoxylaceae. Gene Ontology annotation, molecular function: flavin adenine dinucleotide binding; iron ion binding; FMN binding. The record is from RefSeq and is a predicted model, not a curated record.
AGCGAUAGAUAAAGGCGAGAGGAUAAAAAAAAGUAUCAGUCGUCAAUCGUACCUAUCACCCCGCACUCUUUUUUCUAUCCUCCCAAUCCAACGCCGUCACUCUGGAUCACCCAAUAUCGAAUGUUAUCCGGAUCGCCAUUGGACCAACCUUGUUCUCUGCAUUAUCUUUCACGUUAUCAUCGUUCUUUCGCAUCUGCCGAUCUAAAGCCAAGUUAUCAAACGCUGACAUAAAAAUUGUGAAUUAGCUAGACCUGACGUUUAAGCAGCGUCAGCUGCUCUCAUUCGCCGUAUACACACAGGGGCCGCGUCUCUCGAGGCAUCUAGAUACCUCCGACCCUCUCUCUAUUACUUUUCACCUCCAAUUGGCCCUAUUGUUCUCUUGCCUGACAUGGGCCUUCCUGCCGACUUCGACGAUAGACAAACACAGUUAGAGUCCGAGGCCGAGGCCUACCAUCCUUAUGAAUAUCAAACAGAGAAUAACGACUCCUGGGCUGGCGCCCUGCCGGUGAAGCAAGGAUUGUACGAUCCUAGCUUCGAAAAAGAUGCAUGUGGUGUCGGUUUUGCCUGCCACAUCAAGGGCAAGGCAAGCCAUAAAAUCGUCAGCGAUGCCCGCAAUCUCCUGUGCAACAUGACCCAUCGUGGUGCGGUUGGUUCUGAUGCUCGAGACGGUGAUGGUGCUGGUGUCAUGACUUCGAUUCCUCAUAGGUUCUUUAUCAAGAAUUUUGAGAAGGAGGAAGGCAUUAAACUGCCUCCUCUGGGACAAUAUGCCGUGGGAAAUCUUUUCUUUAAACCAGAUGAGGAGACGUUGCAGGAGUCGAAGAGGCAAUUGGAAGAUAUUGCCGAAUCGCUCGGGUUAAGAGUUCUAGGUUGGCGAUCACCUCCUGUAGACUCUUCUCUCCUUGGUCCUGCUGCGUCCUCGCGAGAGCCAUUUAUUCUCCAGCCCUUUGUUGUUCUUGCAUCUGCGUAUGGCUCUGGAAAUGCUCCUGAAAUGACGGACCCAGAGAAAUUCGAUGAACGGCUGUUCGAACGACAAUUGUAUGUCCUUCGAAAGCGUGCUACCCACUCCAUCGGCCUUCAUAAUUGGUUUUACUUGUGCUCCUUGUCAAACAAGAACAUUGUCUACAAGGGACAACUUGCCCCCAUCCAAGUUUAUCAGUAUUACCAUGAUCUGGUAAAUGCCGAUUACGAGGCUCAUUUUGCCCUCGUACACUCUCGUUUUUCCACAAACACCUUCCCUUCCUGGGAUCGUGCUCAACCACUGCGAUGGGCAGCUCACAAUGGUGAGAUCAACACCCUUCGCGGUAACAAGAACUGGAUGCGUGCCCGGGAAGGUGUAAUGCAAUCUGAUAUAUUCGGUGAUGAGCUUGAGCAUUUAUACCCGAUUGUUGAGGCUGGCGGCUCUGACUCGGCUGCUUUUGAUAACGUAUUAGAAUUGCUCACCAUCAAUGGCGUCCUCUCGCUACCCGAAGCAGUUAUGUUAAUGGUCCCUGAGGCCUGGCAAGGUAACACCGCCAUGGACCCCAAGAAAGCUGCAUUUUACGAAUGGGCCGCAUGCCAAAUGGAGCCUUGGGAUGGCCCUGCUCUCUUCACAUUCGCUGAUGGACGAUUCUGCGGUGCCAACUUAGACCGAAAUGGUCUCCGUCCCUGCCGAUACUACAUAAUGGACGACGACCGUAUAAUCUGCGCUUCCGAAGUCGGUACUAUUCACGUUGACCCCGAGCGAGUUAUCCAAAAGGGACGAUUACAGCCAGGUCGUAUGCUGCUAGUCGACACUCAAGCUGGUCGUUUGAUCGACGACUCGGAGCUUAAGUCAGCUGUGUCUAACCGCAAUGACUUCCGAUCUUGGAUCGACCAGGAGCUUAUUAGCCUGCCCAAGGUUCUAAGCCGUGUAUCGGGAGAGCAAGCAAUUGACGUUGCAGCGAAGCUCAAUGCCACACGCCUCCAAGAGGACCCUAUGCUACUUGCAUUCGGAUAUACCUAUGAACAAGUUAGCUUACUCCUUGCGCCGAUGGCGUCAGACGAAAAGGAAGCAUUGGGAUCCAUGGGUAACGAUGCACCGUUAGCUUGUCUUUCUCAGGCUCCUCGCUUGCUUUACGAGUACUUCCGACAACUUUUCGCUCAGGUCACAAACCCUCCUAUCGACCCGAUCAGAGAGUCUAUUGUCAUGUCGUUAGAAUGCUACGUGGGACCGCAGGGUAACUUGCUUGAGAUGGACCCCUCUCAAUGUGCUCGAUUAUUACUGCCAAGCCCCAUCCUCUCUAUCCCCGAAUUCAACUCCUUGACCAACAUGUCCAAGUUGUACCCUGACUGGACGGUGAAGACAAUUGACCUUACGUUCCCUAAGUCAGACGGUGUUGCUGGUUACAUGAAGCACCUCGACUUCAUCUGCGAUGAAGCUACUGCUGCCAUUGAGGCUCGAGACAGAAUUAUCGUACUCUCCGACCGAAAAACAUCCGCCGACCGCGUUGCUGUAUCAUCUCUCCUAGCUUCCGGUAUGGUCCACCACCAUCUUGUCAGCAACAAGUGGCGAUCUAUGGCCGCCAUUGUUCUCGAGACAGCCGAGGCACGUGAAGUCCACCAUAUGUGUGUCUUGCUCGGUUAUGGUGCAGAUGCCGUCAACCCAUACCUUGCUAUGGAGUGUAUUCUGAAGCUCAACCGCGAAGGCUUGAUCAGGAAGAAGCUCUCCGAUGAUACUCUCAUCGCAAACUACAAGCACUCUUGCGAUGGUGGUAUUCUCAAGGUCAUGAGCAAGAUGGGUAUUUCAACCCUGGCCAGUUAUAAGGGUGCUCAGAUUUUCGAGGCACUUGGUGUCGAUGACGAGGUUGUUGAGCGAUGCUUCAGGGGAACUGCUUCGCGUAUCAAGGGUCUCACUUUCGAGCUCAUUGCCGAGGAUGCAUUCCGCUUCCACGAGCGUGGUUUCCCUUCGCGUCAGACUGUUAGCGUCCCUGGUCUGCCCGAAUCCGGUGAAUACCAUUGGCGCGAUGGUGGUGAAGCUCACAUAAACGAUCCUACUUCGAUUGCAAAUAUCCAAGAUGCUGUCCGCACUAAAAAUGACAAGUCGUAUGAGGCAUACUCCCGCUCGGAGUAUGAACAAAUCAAGGCUUGCACGCUACGUGGCAUGCUUGAUUUUAAAUUUGAGGAGAGCAAUCCCAUUCCAAUUGAACAGGUAGAGCCUUGGACUUCAAUUGUUACGAGAUUCUGCACAGGUGCCAUGUCUUAUGGUUCGAUCUCCAUGGAAUCUCACUCUACUCUAGCCGUCGCGAUGAACCGAUUAGGCGGAAAAUCGAACACUGGUGAAGGUGGAGAGGACCCUGAGCGAUCACAAGUCAUGCCAAACGGUGACACAAUGAGAUCGGCUAUCAAGCAGGUCGCCUCUGGGCGUUUCGGUGUGACCUCAGCUUACCUUGCCGAUUCCGAUGAGCUACAAAUCAAGAUGGCACAAGGCGCCAAGCCUGGUGAAGGUGGUGAACUUCCCGGUCACAAGGUUUCGAAGUCCAUUGCCCGAACCCGUCACUCAACUCCCGGUGUCGGUCUUAUCUCGCCUCCUCCUCACCACGAUAUCUACUCCAUUGAAGAUUUGAAGCAGCUCAUUUACGACCUUAAGUGCUCAAGCCCCCGAUCUCGCGUUUCCGUUAAGCUGGUUUCUGAGACUGGUGUUGGUAUUGUCGCCUCUGGUGUCGCCAAGGCCAAGGCCGACCACAUUCUCAUUUCUGGACACGAUGGUGGUACUGGUGCUAGUCGAUGGACUGGUAUCAAGUACGCCGGUCUUCCCUGGGAGUUGGGUCUUGCUGAAACCCAUCAGACGCUCGUCCUAAACGAUCUCCGUGGCCGUGUUGUCGUACAAACUGAUGGUCAACUCCGAACUGGACGCGAUGUUGCAAUCGCCUGUCUGCUUGGUGCCGAGGAAUGGGGUUUCGCUACCACUCCCUUGAUUGCCAUGGGUUGCAUUAUGAUGAGGAAGUGCCACCUGAACACCUGCCCUGUGGGUAUCGCAACACAGGACCCAGAACUUCGCAAGAAGUUUUCUGGCACCCCUGAGCACGUUAUCAACUUUUUCUACUAUGUCGCCAACGAGCUCCGAGCCAUUAUGGCUCAGCUUGGUUUCCGCACCAUUAACGAAAUGGUUGGACACGUAGAAUGCCUAAAGGUCCGAGACGAUCUCCGAACCAACAAGACUUCUAACAUCGAUCUCUCUCUCAUUCUUACGCCUGCUCACAAGCUCAGACCUGGUGUUGCUACGUUCAACGUUCGAAAGCAGGACCACCGUCUAUAUGUCCGACUAGACAACAAGCUCAUUUCGGAAGCUGAGUUGACUCUUGAUAAGGGACUUCCAUCUCGCAUCGAGUGUGAUAUUGUCAACACCGAUCGUGCUAUGGGUACAUCUCUUUCCUACCAGAUUUCGAAGCGCUAUGGAGAAGCUGGUCUUCCAAUGGACACUGUCCAUGUCAACAUCAAAGGCUCCGCCGGUCAAUCUUUCGGUGCCUUCCUUGCUCCUGGUGUUACAUUGGAAUUGGAGGGUGAUGCCAACGAUUACGUUGGUAAGGGUCUCUCUGGUGGACGACUCAUCAUCUACCCUCCCCGGUCGGCUGUUUUCAAGGCUGAGGAGAACGUUCUUAUCGGUAAUGUGUGCUUAUACGGAGCGACUAGCGGUACUUGCUUCUUCCGUGGUGUCGCUGCUGAGCGUUUCGCCGUCAGAAACUCGGGUGCCACAGCCGUUGUCGAAGGCGUUGGUGACCACGGUUGUGAGUACAUGACUGGUGGUCGUGUUGUCAUCUUGGGAAGCACUGGUCGUAACUUUGCUGCUGGUAUGUCGGGUGGCAUUGCAUACGUCCUAGACAUUCACGACGACUUUAUUGCCAAGCUGAACAUGGAGAUGGUUGAAGCCUCUGAGGUUACCGACCCCACUGAAAUUGCUUUCCUCCGGGGCCUAAUCGAGGAUCACCACCACUACACUGGAUCCGAGCUGGCUGCUCGUAUCCUUGUAGACUUCAACAGGGCACUCCCACGUUUCGUUAAGGUUCUUCCCGUAGACUACAAGAGAGUCUUGGAGGAGGAAGCCGCCAAGGCUGCUGAGGCUAAGCGUGCUGAAUACAACUUACCUAUUGUUUCUGGUGUCCAGGCAAAGAAGGAAGAGAAGGCCGCCAAGCUCCAGGAUAUCGAAGAGACAGUUGGUGAUAAUGCGGCUGAGAAGAAGCGUGCUCUCGUCCUUGACAAGACUAAGGGUUUCAUGAAGUACCAGCGACGAUCGGAGAAAUAUCGUACUGUUAAGACCAGAACGAAGGAUUGGGCUGAGCUUUCUCAACGUCUAAACGAAGACGAACUUAAGUACCAGUCCGCCCGAUGUAUGGACUGUGGUGUUCCCUUCUGUCAAUCCGACACGGGUUGCCCGAUCUCCAACAUUAUUCCCAAGUGGAACGAGUUGGUCUUCCAGAAUCAAUGGCAAGAUGCUCUCAACCGUCUGCUCAUGACCAACAACUUCCCUGAGUUCACUGGUCGUGUUUGCCCUGCUCCUUGCGAAGGUGCCUGCGUCCUUGGUAUCAACGAAGACCCCGUAGGUAUCAAAUCCAUCGAGUGCGCGAUUAUUGACCGUGGUUUCGAGAUGGGUUGGAUGGUCCCGCAACCUCCUGAGGUCCGAACUGGCAAGAAGAUUGCUGUCAUUGGUUCCGGUCCUGCUGGUCUUGCUUGUGCCGACCAACUGAACCGUGCUGGACACACUGUCACUGUCUACGAGCGUGCUGACCGAGCUGGUGGUCUUCUCAUGUAUGGUAUCCCCAACAUGAAGCUUGAUAAGCGUGUCGUCAAGCGCCGAACGGACUUCAUGGCUGCUGAGGGUGUUCAAUUCAAGACUGGUGUUACCAUCGGUGAAGAUAUCACUUUGAUGGACCUCAAGGCCAAGAACGAUGCUGUUGUCAUCGCUACCGGUGCUACUGUUGCCCGAGACCUUCCGAUCAAGGGACGCAACCUUGAGGGUAUCCACUUUGCUAUGGAAUUCCUACAUAAGAACACCAAGUCUCUGCUUGAUUCUGAGCUGGCUGACGGUGCUUACCUCUCUGCUAAGGACAAGCACGUCGUGGUCAUUGGUGGUGGUGACACUGGUAAUGACUGCAUUGGUACCUCGGUUCGUCAUGGCGCCAAGUCGGUUAUCAACUUUGAGCUUCUCCCGCAGCCCCCGCCGCAGCGUGGCCGUGACAACCCUUGGCCUCAGUGGCCUCGCAUCUACCGUGUCGACUAUGGCCACACCGAAGUGGCUCAGCACAUGGGCAAGGACCCUCGUGAAUACUGCAUCAUGUCUGAGGAAUUCGUCGACGAUGGCAGUGGACGUGUCAAGGGUAUCAACACCAUUCGUGUUGAGUGGACUAAGUCUGCUACUGGCGGCUGGGACAUGAAGAAGCUUGAGGACACUAAGCAAUUCUUCCCUGCUGACCUCGUCCUCCUCUCCAUGGGUUUCCUGGGUCCCGAGGCUCGCGUUCUCGGCGAGGAGAUCGAGAAGGAUGCGCGCAAGAAUGUCAAGACCCCUGCCGGUUCCUACGCCACCAAUGUCCCGGGUAUCUUCGCGGCUGGUGACUGCCGCCGCGGUCAAUCUUUGAUUGUCUGGGGUAUCAACGAAGGACGACAAGCUGCUCGUGAGGUCGACUUGUACCUCCAGCACUACACCAGCUUGCCCGUCACUGGUGGUAUCGUCAAGCGAACGGCCCAGGAGAUCUUCAGCGUCGCCGCAUAAGAAAAAAAAAACUGACAAACCAAGAAAAAAAAGUAUUAAAAACCAUGCGAUGUUUUCCUCAACGAAAAUGGGAUAAACACAAAAAGAAUUAUGAGAUAUAUGUAUAGCUAUGUCACAAAAACAUUAGAUUUUGGACAGGCUCGGUGCUUUUCAAAAAAUCAUCAAGGCGGGUGUGAACAUAUUGAUAUUUUACGAAGUGUUCUUCUUAUGAUACCACGAAUAAAGGGGACGGAGAAGAGGCAGAAAAUUAGGCGAGAAUGUCUAUGUACCUUAUGCAGGCAGGCGGUCUCAAGGGGAAAAAGAAUGCCUGGCUCUGGGGUGGCUCUUUGAAUGCUGCUUGCUGAUGCAGCAUAGAGUUGUUAACACUAUACGAUUACGAUAUGUGCAUGGGAUGCGAUGAUUACCAGGAGUACUGUAUAUACGAUGAUAUUCUGCUUCGAUGAAUUUAUAUUAUUUGUAGUUUACAUGAUUUUCCUUCCCUACUUGAAGUAAUAUCAUUGAUUUUCGCCAAUCGAGGCACUUACACUGGG